Medioppia subpectinata is the source of this 3806-nucleotide messenger RNA. The record is from the annotation of a GenBank genome assembly. NCBI's taxonomy places the organism in Eukaryota, Metazoa, Arthropoda, Arachnida, Sarcoptiformes, Oppiidae.
CAGCGUAUUAGUGAACGCAAUAUAAACGACAUUACAGUAAACGCUAUCACAAAUCCAAUUGAAGCAUAAAAUUCAUUAAUUGUUUGCGAAAUAAGUAUUGAUAACAAAGCUGUGGAUCAGUUGUGGUGACAAUGGAGAUGACCACUAAGAUAGACAAUUGGGACGAGAGUCUGGGCAUCACUCCGACCGCCGAUGACAACAACAAAGAGGAGAAACACUUGACCGCAAAGAUUGAAAACAUUACACUCGCGGCCGAGCCGUCGGCCCCACCGACAGAAACCAAUGGCGCCUCGAGUCAGCCCACGGAUGAAAAUGUGUCUUCGGCCGACUUGUCUUAUAUGCGGAAAGUGUUGCGAAACAAAUUACUCCACACGAAGAACAACGUGGAAGUGACCAGAAGUCUGCCAAACAAUCCCUUAUAUUCGGUCAAAACCUUUGAAGAGCUGAGACUACCCGAAGAGCUAUUGAAAGGUCUCUACGAAAUGGGUUUCUCCGCGCCGUCCAAAAUCCAAGAGACGGCUCUUCCACUACUAUUAGCCACACCACCAAUCAAUCUGAUAGCACAGUCCCAGUCGGGCACCGGUAAGACUGCGGCCUUCGUAUUGGCCAGUCUUUGUAGGGUUGAGAUCAACGAUUUCACGCCUCAAGUGAUCAUUUUGUCGCCAACUUAUGAACUGGCGAUUCAAACGGGAGAAGUGGCCAAACAGAUGGCGAAACACAUCCCACGGAUUAGCUUUAGAUUUGCCGUCAGAGGAGAGAACAUACAGAGAGGCGAACAAAUAGCAGAACACGUUAUAAUCGGAACGCCGGGAAAACUGAUGGAUUGGAUCCACAAAUUUCGCGCGUUUGACGUGAAGAAGAUCAAAGUGUUUGUCUUGGAUGAGGCGGAUGUGAUGAUCGACACACAGGGACACAGACAACAGUCGAUUCGCAUCCAAAAGGCUUUGCCCACUGAUUGCCAAAUGAUGUUAUUUUCGGCCACUUAUGACAGAAGUGUUAUGGAAUUCGCGGAAAUGAUUAUAAGAGAUCCGGUCAUCAUUCGGCUCAAGCGGGAAGAGGAGAGCUUAGAGAACAUCAACCAAUUCUACGUCUACUGUCACGAUGAGGGCGAAAAGUAUAACGCGUUGGCAAAUAUUUUUGGCACCAUUUCUAUGGGUCAGGCGUUUAUAUUUUGUCGAACGAAGAAAUCGGCCGCCGAUUUGGCCCAAAAGCUCAGAAAAGACGGCCAUUCCGUGGGUUUAAUAUCCGGUGAUUUGUCAGUAGAAGAGCGGACAAUGGCUCUGCAGCGGUUCCGUGAGGGACAAGAAAGAGUGUUAAUCGCCACUAACGUAAUGGCCAGAGGUAUAGACGUGGAACAGGUGACAGUUGUGGUCAACUAUGAUCUGCCAAUGAGUGUGGAGACCAAUGAAGUGGACAAAGAGACGUAUUUGCAUCGAAUCGGUCGCACCGGGCGUUUCGGCAAAGAGGGUCUGGCCAUCAAUUUUGCCACAGAUGUGCCCCAAAAGGACUCACUCGACGUCUUCAUUGAGCACCGAUUGCUGGCCGAACAGCGCAGCCGAUCCGCCACUGCCGGCACCGCCGAUGAGUUGUCCGCCGAACAGAUUGUGUCCAAAUAUCCGGCGGAUCUGAUGCGAAGAUUUGAGCUCUAUUUCAAACCCGAGUUUAACCAAAAGUCGAUUCCCGUGCGGGAAGUGUUGGCCAAAGACAUCGGCAAACUGGUGACCAUAUCAGGAGUGGUGACCCGAACCACGGAAGUGAAGCCAAUGCUAGUGGUGGCCACCUAUACGUGCGACACGUGCGCCGCCGAGACCUACCAACCGAUCGGCAAUCAGACAUUCAUGCCGUUAGAGCGCUGUCAGAGCGAUGAGUGCACCGCCACGCGAGCCAACGGACGCCUCCAUCUGCAGACCCGCGGCUCUAAGUUUAUAAAGUACGAGGAGUUGCGCAUUCAGGAGCACAGCCAUCACGUGCCNAACCGAUCGGCAAUCAGACAUUCAUGCCCCAACGGACGCCUCCAUCUGCAGACCCGCGGCUCUAAGUUUAUAAAGUACGAGGAGUUGCGCAUUCAGGAGCACAGCCAUCACGUGCCCGUCGGCAAUCUGCCCCGAAGUAUCAACAUUAUUGCCAGAGGCGAACAGACCCGUCAGGCUCUGCCCGGCGAUCACGUGAUAGUAACGGGUGUUUUCCUGCCGAUCGCCAGAACGGGUUUCAAACAGAUAAUGGCCGGACUGUUGGCCGACACUUACAUCGAAGCGCACCAAAUAGUGGUGUCCAACAAAUCCGAGAACGAAGAGGAGGACAAUAUGACUGACCAAGAGUUUAUGGAUUUUAUUGAAAACGAGAGGAUUACGAUCGACCGGUUGGCCACAAGUAUAGCGCCCGAGAUCUACGGCCACAUGGAUCUGAAGAAAGCUCUGCUUCUGCUAUUAGUCGAGCGCUGUCAGAGCGAUGAGUGCACCGCCACGCGAGCCAACGGACGCCUCCAUCUGCAGACCCGCGGCUCUAAGUUUAUAAAGUACGAGGAGUUGCGCAUUCAGGAGCACAGCCAUCACGUGCCGGUCGGGAAUUUGCCCCGAAGUAUCAACAUUAUUGCCAGAGGCGAACAGACCCGUCAGGCUCUGCCCGGCGAUCACGUGAUAGUAACGGGUGUUUUCCUGCCGAUCGCCAGAACGGGUUUCAAGCAGAUAAUGGCCGGACUGUUGGCCGACACUUACAUCGAAGCGCACCAAAUAGUGGUGUCCAACAAAUCCGAGAACGAAGAGGAGGACAAUAUGACUGACCAGGAGUUUAUGGAUUUCAUUGAAAACGAGAGGAUUACGAUCGACCGGUUGGCCACGAGUAUAGCGCCCGAGAUCUACGGCCACAUGGAUCUGAAGAAAGCUCUGCUUCUGCUAUUAGUCGGUGGCGUCGAUCAGAACACAUACGGAAUGAAAAUCCGCGGAUCCAUUAAUAUCUGUCUUAUGGGAGAUCCGGGAGUCGCCAAAAGUCAGUUAUUGGGUUUCAUCGACCGAAUCGCACCCAGAAGUCAGUACACCACUGGUCGCGGUUCGUCGGGCGUCGGACUGACGGCAGCGGUGAUGAAGGACACGAUCACUGGCGAAAUGGUGUUAGAGGGCGGCGCUCUCGUGUUGGCCGAUCGCGGCAUCUGUUGUAUCGAUGAGUUCGACAAAAUGCUUGAGGGAGACCGCACUGCCAUCCAUGAGGUGAUGGAACAGCAGACCAUUUCCAUCGCGAAGGCCGGUAUUAUGACUACACUGAACGCCAGGGCCUCAAUCCUGGCCGCCGCUAAUCCCGUCUACGGGCGCUAUAAUCCCAAGAAGUCUAUCGAACACAAUAUCCAACUCCCGGCCGCACUUCUGUCCCGAUUCGACCUCUUAUGGCUGAUCACAGACAAACCCGAUCGCGACAAUGACAUGAGACUCGCACAGCAUAUCGCUUACGUCCAUCAGAAUAGUCACGAACCGCCGCUCGAUAUCAUUCCGCUCGACAUUAAAGUGAUUCGCCGUUAUAUAGCGCUCGCAAAGAACUGUAACCCUAUUGUUCCCGAGUUCUUGACCGACGACAUUGUGGCCGCUUAUAUCGAUAUGAGACACGACGCGCGCAACAACAAAGACAACACUUAUACCAGCGCUCGAACACUGCUCGCGAUCCUACGUCUGGCCACUGCUCUCGCUCGUCUCCGUCUGGCGGAUGUGGUCGAGAGGGCGGACAUCACUGAAGCGAUGCGUUUGAUUGAGGCGUCGAAGUCGAGUAUAGAUCACGACAUGGAUCCGAGUCAAAGAGCUCAGACCAGAGCCGACAAAGUU